CAGGGCCAGGCUCUGCGGCCAUGUGACCCUGCGGCCGCCCGGGACGGGACGGGACGCGCUGGGGCUGGCGUCGCGGGUCGUGGGCGCUGCCCGGGGCGGGGGUGGCAUGGAGCGGAGGUGGGUCUUCGUGCUGCUCGACGUGCUGUGCGUGCUAGUCGCCUCUCUGCCUUUCGCCAUCCUGACGCUCGUGAAUGCCCCGUACAAGCGAGGGUUCUACUGUGGUGAUGACUCCAUCCGGUACCCCUACCGUCCAGACACCAUCACUCAUGGGCUCAUGGCCGGGGUCACCAUCACUACCACCGUCAUCCUUGUCUCAGCCGGAGAAGCCUACCUGGUGUACACGGACCGGCUCUAUUCCCGCUCCAACUUCAACAAUUACCUGGCCGCUGUCUACAAGGUGCUGGGGACAUUCCUGUUUGGGGCUGCAGUGAGCCAGUCCCUAACAGACCUGGCCAAGUACAUGAUUGGCCGGCUGAGGCCCAACUUCCUGGCAGUGUGUGACCCUGAUUGGAGCCGUGUCAAUUGCUCCGUCUAUGUACAGGUGGAGAAGGUGUGCAGGGGAAGCCCUGCCAACGUCACUGAGUCCAGAUUAUCUUUCUACUCCGGACACUCCUCCUUUGGGAUGUACUGCAUGGUGUUCUUGGCGCUCUAUGUGCAGGCGCGGCUCUGCUGGAAGUGGGCACGGCUGCUGCGGCCGACGGUGCAGUUCUUCCUGGUGGCCUUUGCCCUCUAUGUGGGCUACACCCGCGUAUCUGACCACAAACACCACUGGAGUGAUGUCCUCGUGGGCCUCCUGCAGGGGGCACUGGUGGCCUGCCUCACUGUUCGCUACAUCUCCGACUUCUUCAAAACCCGGCCCCCACAGCACGGCCUGGAAGAAGGGGAGCUGGAACGGAAGCCUAGCCUGUCACUGACGCUGGCCCUGGGUGAGGCUGACCGCAACCACUAUGGGUACCCAGUCUCCAACUCCUGAGGCAGGAAGCCGCCCAGGCAGGGCCCCAGCUGGAACUCAGGCUGUGGGUCAGGAUGUCCGCGGUGCCGGCAGGGCCCUCGCCUGGGAUGGCAAUGAAGUGCUCCAGGCUCCAGGUGCUCCAGGCUGGUUCCCAGAGGGGUUUCUGUUAAACCCACCUCCUGUGCACUGGACAAGGGGCCUGGCCUGGUGGUGCCCCGGGCUGCCCUGUUUGGAUGGGGACCCUCCAUUAUGAAUAGAGCUCCCUCAGUACCCCUUCUUUUGUUGGCUUAAGGAAGGGACCAAGAGAUCUAGAUAAAUGCUGUUUUUGUAAAAUGUAUUAUGUGGAUUUUUAGUAAAUUAGGGCAUUUGCUUGACAAAUGUUAUCAGCACCUCUGUUCCUCACGGCCAUUCUGAGGACUGUUCCUACAGCAGCGGGGAGAGCCCUCCCUUGGCAGCGGCUCAGCUGAGCUGUGUUGUGAAGUCAACAGUGGUUGCGAAGUCAACAAGCCAAAUGAAAGUCACAGCCACGCCUUCCGUCGGUCAUUUCUUCCGAGGGCGCUGCUUCCUGUUCGUACCGAAUGGCAUUAAAAACCUACAUCAUGUGGGAGCUAAUGUGCUCAGGUGACCGUGCAAGGAAAUGUGUGCAUGCAUUCCCACCUGUGUAUACCCACCUAAAUAUAAAGAUUUCUAUGUGGAA
Molecule: messenger RNA, 1649 nt
Organism: Myotis myotis
Lineage: Eukaryota; Metazoa; Chordata; Mammalia; Chiroptera; Vespertilionidae
Gene: PLPP2
Product: phospholipid phosphatase 2
Exons: 6
Coding region: 107-973 (288 amino acids)
Biological process (GO): phospholipid metabolic process; signal transduction; phospholipid dephosphorylation
Molecular function (GO): phosphatidate phosphatase activity
Source: RefSeq, a predicted model, not a curated record